Molecule: messenger RNA, 4487 nt
Organism: Grammomys surdaster
Lineage: Eukaryota; Metazoa; Chordata; Mammalia; Rodentia; Muridae
Gene: Scaf4
Product: SR-related CTD associated factor 4
Exons: 20
Coding region: 462-4139 (1225 amino acids)
Biological process (GO): negative regulation of termination of RNA polymerase II transcription, poly(A)-coupled
Cellular component (GO): nucleus
Molecular function (GO): RNA binding; RNA polymerase II C-terminal domain phosphoserine binding
Source: RefSeq, a predicted model, not a curated record
GAGGCCCGAGCUGUCCCAGGGUGCUUCGCGCGGCGUGCACUCCGGUCGCUGCCGCCAUCCUUCUGGCGAAAGAGAGGAGAGAGACAGAGAGGCCCGCCCGCUAGCCGGCCCGGCCAGUGUGGGCCAGUGCGUGAGGGCGCGGGGGGCCGUGUCAGCGCGACGCAGAGCGCAGCCGCCACCGCCAAACGGACAUGUUGGAGCCCCGCGCUGCCGCCACCUCCCAUCCCUCUUCCAGCGCACGGGACUGAGCUGGGGCCCGCCGCCUCUGCCUGCGCUCGACCGGCCCAGCCUUGCCGCCUCGGCCGCAGCCCCUUCCUGCUCGGCCUCGGCCUCCGCCGCUCGUCGCCUCCUGUCCUCCUCCCCCCACGCCCUAGGGCCCUGCCGGCUCCCGGCCCUACUCAGCUGCGGCUCGAGGUCUAUGUGACCGGCGGACCCGGAGCAGCCGCCGCCGCAACGCGAACAUGGACGCCGUCAACGCCUUCAACCAGGAGCUCUUCUCACUAAUGGAUAUGAAACCUCCUAUCUCUAGAGCCAAGAUGAUUCUCAUUACUAAAGCUGCUAUUAAAGCUAUUAAGCUUUAUAAGCAUGUUGUUCAAAUAGUAGAAAAGUUCAUCAAAAAGUGUAAGCCAGAGUACAAGGUUCCAGGCCUGUAUGUCAUCGACUCUAUCGUGAGACAGUCUCGGCACCAGUUUGGAACUGAUAAAGAUGUUUUUGGGCCAAGAUUCUCUAAAAAUAUAACUGCUACAUUCCAGUAUUUAUAUCUUUGUCCAUCUGAAGAUAAGAGUAAAAUAGUUCGUGUGCUAAAUCUUUGGCAAAAAAAUGGAGUGUUCAAAAUUGAAAUUAUUCAGCCUCUUUUGGACAUGGCAGCAGGAACCAGUAACGCUGCACCGGUAGCAGAGAACGUCACCAACAAUGAAGGGUCACCUCCACCCCCAGUAAAAGUCUCUUCUGAACUUCCACAAGCUCCCACCAACUCCAUGCCUACUGUACCACAGCUGCCCAGCUCUGAUGCCUUUGCUGCUGUUGCUCAGCUGUUUCAGACAACUCAAGGCCAGCAGCUUCAGCAGAUCCUUCAGACUUUUCAACAACCUCCAAAACCACAGUCUCCCGCCCUUGACAGUGCUGUGAUGGCUCAGGUUCAGGCUAUCACAGCUCAGUUAAAGACAGCUCCUACACAGCCACCCGAGCAAAAAACUGCAUUUGACAAGAAGCUGCUUGACAGAUUUGACUAUGAUGACGAGCCAGAGGCUGUGGAAGACUCAAAGAAAGAGGACACGGCUCCCAUCACCACCACAGCCCUUGCCACGGCUGCGCCUCCUGCGCCCACCUCAGCCAUACCUGCUAGUGCUCCUGCUGGGCCUGUGCCCUCUGCUACCUCGCCCCCUCCUCCACAGGCGCCAUUUGGGUACCCUGGAGAUGGCAUGCAGCAGCCAGCAUACACACAGCAUCAAAAUAUGGACCAGUUUCAACCUCGAAUGAUGCCAAUGCAGCAAGAUACGAUGCACCACCAGGUUCCACUUCCUCCUAAUGGACAGAUGCCAGGAUUUGGGCUUCUUUCUGCACCACCUCCAUUUCCUCCCAUGCCUCAACCUGCCAUGGCACAGCCUGGGAUGCCACAGCCCGGGAUGCCUCAGCCUGCUAUGGCACAGCCCGGGAUGGCACAGCCUGGGAUGCCUCAGCCUGCCAUGGCACAGCCUGGGAUGCCUCAGCCUGCCAUGGCACAGCCUGGGAUGCCACAGCCUCCUAUGGCACAGCCUGGGAUGCCACAGCCUCCUAUGGCACAGCCUGGGAUGCCUCAGCCUGCUAUGGCACAGCCUGGGAUUCCUCCAACUCCACCAGUACAGCCAACUUUCCAACCAACUUUUCAGCCACAAAAUGAGCCCCAUUCACAAAAGCCACAUCAGCAGGAAAUGGAAGUAGAGCAGCCUUGUGUUACAGAGGUUAAGCGGCAUGUGCCCGAGAGCAGAAAGUCGAGAUCCAGGUCAGCAUCCAGGUCACCAAAGAGGAGGAGAUCUAGGUCUGGCUCUAGGUCUCGGAGAUCCCGCCACCGUCGGUCUCGGUCCCGGUCAAGGGAUAGGCGUCGGCACUCACCUCGCUCUCGAUCUCAGGAAAGACGGGAUCGAGAAAAAGAGAGGGAGCGGCGGCAGAAAGGCCUCCCUCAGAUCAAGUCAGAAACUGCGAGUGUUUGUAGUACCACACUGUGGGUGGGCCAACUGGACAAAAGGACUACUCAGCAGGAUGUUGCCAGUCUCCUAGAAGAGUUUGGUCCAAUUGAAUCAAUUAAUAUGAUUCCUCCAAGGGGUUGUGCCUAUAUUGUUAUGGUUCAUAGACAAGAUGCAUACCGUGCCCUGCAGAAACUGAGCCGAGGAAACUAUAAAGUGAACCAGAAAUCCAUAAAGAUUGCCUGGGCUUUAAACAAAGGAAUAAAGGCAGAUUAUAAACAGUAUUGGGAUGUUGAACUUGGUGUUACUUACAUUCCAUGGGACAAAGUCAAAGCUGAAGAGCUGGAGAGUUUCUGUGAAGGAGGCAUGUUGGACAGUGACACACUUAACCCAGAUUGGAAAGGCAUCCCCAAGAAGCCUGAAAAUGAAGUUGCCCAGAAUGGAGGUGCAGAAGCCUCCCACACAGAACCAGUGUCACCCAUACCUAAGCCUGUGCCUGUGCCUGUCCCUCCCAUUCCUGUUCCUGCACCUAUAACAGUGCCACCUCCACAGGUCCCACCACAUCAGCCGGGCCCUCCUGUUGUUGGUGCUCUCCAGCCGCCUGCUUUUACGCCUCCCUUAGGAAUCCCCCCUCCAGGCUUUGGCCCUGGUGUUCCUCCUCCUCCUCCUCCACCACCAUUUUUGCGCCCAGGAUUCAACCCAAUGCAUUUACCACCAGGUUUUCUUCCUCCUGGACCCCCACCUCCUAUAACUCCACCAGUAUCCAUUCCUCCACCUCACACUCCACCACUAAGCAUCCCAAACUCUACUAUCGCUGGUAUAAAUGAAGACACUACAAAAGACUUAUCUAUUGGAAAUCCCAUUCCAACAGUGGUGUCUGGGGCUAGAGGAAAUGCCGAGUCUGGUGACAGUGCGAAAAUGUAUGGUUCUGCUGGGCCACCUGCUGCACCCACGAAUCUGCCCACUCCUCCUGUUACCCAGCCUGUUUCACUGCUUGGCACUCAAGGCGUUGCCCCCGGUCCUGUAAUUGGGCUUCAGGCACCCUCUACUGGUCUUCUUGGUGCCAGACCCGGCCUGAUCCCACUCCAGCGCCCCCCAGGGAUGCCUCCACCACAUUUGCAACGGUUUCCUAUGAUGCCACCUCGGCCCAUGCCACCUCACAUGAUGCACAGGGGUCCGCCACCAGGACCAGGGGGCUUUGCUAUGCCCCCACCUCAUGGAAUGAAAGGGCCCUUUCCACCACAUGGCCCCUUUGUUAGGCCUGGUGGAAUGCCAGGGCUUGGGGGCCCAGGGCCAGGCCCAGGAGGAUCAGAAGACAGAGAUGGAAGGCAGCAACAACCACAGCAGCAGCAGCAGCAGCAGCCCCAGCCUCAGCCCCAGCAGCAGCAGCAGCAGCAACCGCAGCAGCCACCACAGCAGUCACCAUCCCAGCAGCCAGCACCGUCCCAGCCACCAGCGCCAGCCCAGCAGCAGCCACAGCAGUUUAGAAAUGAUAACAGGCAGCAGUUCAACUCAGGUAGAGACCAAGAAAGGUUUGGAAGAAGAUCUUUUGGAAGUAGGGUGGAAAAUGACCGGGAACGGUAUGGGAGCCGUAAUGACGAUAGAGAUAAUAGUAACCGUGACAGGAGAGAGUGGGGAAGGAGGAGCCCUGACCGGGACAGACACAGAGACUUGGAAGAGAGAAGUAGACGCUCUAGUGGGCAUCGGGACAGAGACAGGGAUUCUAGAGAUAGAGAGUCCCGUAGAGAGAAGGAAGAAAAUCGAGGAAAGGAGAAGCACGAGGUAGCAGAUAGGGCAGGUGGUAACAAAGCUGUCGAACCUCCCCUUAGCCAAGUGGGAAAUACAGACACUGUUUCAGAACUUAAUAAGGGGGAGGCCAUGGCCACGGUGGUAAAACCUGAAGAGUCACCUGCUGAGGCUACCUCAUCCGUUGAACCUGAGAAGGAUUCUGGCUCAGCAGCAGAGGCUCCUCGCUAGAGACUGGAUUUGACAGAAUGUGACAGUGACACUUGGGUGUAGAACGUGAGGUGUACAGAUGCUGUAUAAUAUUUGCUCCUGCUGCAUCACCCCACAGUAGUCGGUGGGGAUUGUAAGCAAUCUGAUUGCUUUCCUUCUAUUUAAAAAUAGCCACAAAAUAACAAAAAUACUGAAGAUAUAUUACCCUUUUUUUGCUGUAACUUUUUAAAAGUUUUGACUUUUAAAAGUUUACAAAUCCUAAUUAGAAGUGCUCUCUAUUUUUUUUUUUUUUUAAUUUAAGACAAGGUAACGGUGAAAAGCUCCUCAAACAAUAGGGAUGUUUUUAAUAAACUCUAUUUUCGUAACAAA